Molecule: messenger RNA, 3228 nt
Organism: Solenopsis invicta (red fire ant)
Lineage: Eukaryota; Metazoa; Arthropoda; Insecta; Hymenoptera; Formicidae
Exons: 4
Coding region: 1170-2327 (385 amino acids)
Source: RefSeq, a predicted model, not a curated record
CACUGGAACGUUCCUUCUUGCUUUCACUAACUUUCAAAUAUAUAUCUAUUUCAUUUUAAGUGCACACUAAUUCAGGGAAUUCAGGAACAGAAAACAAACGGCUAGUGUCGUAGCUGGAAAGCACCCACUAUAAACUCUACCCCAACCCUACCCAAUAAAAUUUUAGGGUAGAGGCUAAAUGGGGUUCGAUCACGGCAUGACACUGCUUAUACUUCGCUAUGUUUUUACACGUCCCUCGAAUGUCUCCUUACGAUCAAAAAAUCCGCAAGAGGCGCUAGUUCCUACCUGCAUCCUUUGAUUUGACCGAUUUGGCUGACGCAUAGACCUGCUAAACAUUAAAACGAUUAAAACUGUUAGAAAGUUUUAUUCGGUCUUAUAAGAUUAAAUUGUGUUUUUUGAACCUGCAUUUUCUAGUAAAACAAUAACUUUCAAAUCGGUUGUAAGCGUUGUAAGGAUGCAGGUCGACUUAUGCGCCACCAAGCGGCUUAAUGUUCCCGUGAGACAAAAUCUAGACGCGUAAAUUUUAGCAGUGUCACCCCCAUGGGUUCGAUGGAAACGAUCGAGGUUACUAUCGCGUUGCCAACAGAAUGAAUCCAAAUUGAGUUGCAUUAAACAUGUUGCGUUGCGUUGUGUUGCGUGUUUAUAUGUACUUUUGCUUUAUUAUUUUGGUAUUGUAAAAUUAAUAUUAUAGUUCUUGGAUCCAUUUUAAUGACAUUCAAUUGUGAUAAACAUAUAAUCUUAACUUUAACGUAUAUUAGGAUAUCUUGUAUACAAUUAGUAACAUUCAACCUUGCCGCAACCCUACAUAAUUUUGAUCCGGUGGAAACAGACGAGCUAACCCGAGAGUCCGUUUGAGGUCGCAUACAAGUUUGGACGUGUCCGUCCGUUACUCAUAUUUUUGUACCCGUCGAUUGCAUCACAAUCGGCAACGUAGUUGUUCUCGUGCACAGACUUUUGAUUCGCGGUGUGACCGGCGUGCGAGGUGGACGUGAUUCAAGCGUGGCGUUUCUCUCACAAGUCGUAUCGAGUGAUUCAGAUAGUUUCAUCUCCUUUUACGCGCAGCGUAGCAUUACGUUAGUCUUGUCUUGCCCGUCUUUUCUCGUGUGGGCGUAAUCCGGUAACGCGAAUCUCCGUGCGUACUAUAACGGUCGUUCGUGUCUGGCACGGUCAUGAAUGUCGAGGCUUCGGCCUCGUCAGGGAAGAGGGGUCUUCCUCCCGAGCGGAGUCCUCCUUUCUCCUCUCUCAUUUCCCAAAUCAGUAAUCCCCAAGGGGGGACAGUUUCGAUCGAGUGCUUUUCCGACAAGGGAGAUAGCGAAUGCGAUUUCACUCAAGAUCCUUCUAUGGACUUCGACAGUGACAAUGACGAAAUCAUGAAUGCCAUUGCAUCAACCACGCCGAACAUAACAACCAACGGAACCACCGCUCUUCCUCAUGGUGAUUUCAUGGAAGCCAACAAUUCUGUUAAUUUGAAAAAAGGCCCGCAUAAGAGAUCCUGCAGUCAUACGGAACAAAUUUUGGCCCCAGGUAAGGAGGCCGAAAGCCUCGCCAAGUCAAGAAAAGUCGAGACCAAGGGAAGCAAUAAGGGCACCAACACUAAAUCAUCGGGCAGCAGUAAAUCUUCUCGUAAAGUCCAUAACCUCACUUAUUCACCUGAAGACUUCGGCCCCUUCAUAGUGUACAUUUAUGCAAUUCCGAGCGAAUCAAACUAUGUGACACCACAUCAUCUCACUAUGGCGAGAAUUAUCACCAAUGUCGCCGGAAAUGUUUUGGAAAUAAAAAGUAUUGGCAGAGGCAAAUCCUUGGUCGUGUUAAAAUCUGCACAAGCGGCCAACAAUCUAAUUUCUUCUCUCUUUUUAAAGCAGUUACAAUAUAAAGCUUUUAUUCCAUCAUACCUAACCUCUAGGUCGGGCGUUAUUCGUGGCAUCACCACAGAUUACAGCGAGCUAUUCCUAGAAGACAACAUUCGCUCAAGCAACAAAAUUCUAAAAGUCAUAAGAUUGAAUCGCAAGAUUACUGUUGACGGCAAAACAAAAGUUGUUCCCUCCAGCAUCAUUCGUGUAAUAUUUGAAGGAAAAGCCUUUCCUGCUUAUGUUUCUCCGUUCCAUGUCAGAUUCAAGGUGGACACAUACAUUCCCGCACCAGCAUUUGCUUUAAUUGUUAUAGAUCGGGACACAUUAGCAAAGCUUGUAAAGGAGCUGCUCGCUGUCUAUAUUGCAGAAAAGAGAAACACAACGAAUCUGAAGCGUGCAAUUACAGAAAAAAUUCGGCCUUCUGCAUCAACUGCAAAGGCUCUCAUUUGCUACCUCGACCAACUGUCCACAUGCUGAAUUUCAAAAACGUGUCGACUUUAGCCGCUGUUGAAAACAUUCCUUCCAUUGAGGCUCGUAAAAAAUUAAAGUCUAAUAUUAAUAACUUCUCAAGUCUCACCUCUCUCUCCAGCGAUAGACACCGUCUCAAAGACUUUUCUUCCCUGUCUCAAGCGAAUUCUGGCUCAUCAACUCUCAGUAACUCUGCUCAAUUUUACAGCCAAAAUCCUUUCAGCUCGCUGAGUUCCUGGGAGGAUUCUGAAUCUUCAUCAUACGGCAGAACUUAUGCCUAUGCUUUGGGAUCAAGCAAUGAGCCUGGUCGAAAAUAUACAUCCCAAUCAGGAGUACGCCUUGUGGAUCGCAGGGUUCAGGACAUUAACAACGAAGCUCACAGUUAUUUCAGUCACGGUCGCAAGGACACUGGGAAAACAGACACGAGACACUCUACGCAUACAAUUCAUAAUGAAAACUUGGUCGCGCCCAACGGACGGCUAACUUCUCCGGAAAUAGAAUAGCUAUCAGAAACUCAGGCACCCCUCUCAGAGGACGCCAGCAGCUGUCUGGGCCGAUCUAUUCCGUCUUCAACAGUCUUAUGCGUACAUGUUGGUCUUGGGCGAUAUAAAUGCACACCACGGUUUCUGUCAUUGUAACUUUGAAGACAGCGCAGGACAAGUCUAAGGGCGCAAACAUUAUUGAUUUAAGCAUCGCUUCUUCACAGUUAGCGGUGCUCCUCUAGGGUCGGGGGCGACUGCUCGGGCAGCGACCACUUCCCGAUCUAUGUUGAGCACACAAAGGAAUCAGUGGCAACGAGGUAGCUGACCAAGUAGCAAAGAAAGCGGCUCGCAACGAGAACAGAGUCCAUUUCCAAACACCGCACUCAGACUUCUUUAUUGAAGCUUCCAAAGUCAAGAACCAAAAAAAU